GGUCAUUGUUCCUUUUGAAUUGGAACGAGACUUUCCCCCUUCUAUCGCUCUCUCUUGCUGUCUGUCGCUCUGUCUGUCGACUACCCCCCUCAGUCAAACCCUACCACACACAACAAUGGACGAACCGUGGCUGCUCGACGACCGCGCCAAGCGAGAAGUGCAGCACAGACUCUUGUCCUGCUUUGACGGGCUCGCCAGCCCGUUCGGUCAUCGUCGGGUCGACGCCCUCCGCAGAUUGCUCUCCUAUCUCGGCAGCCUGGCCAGUGGCGAGAGCAGUCACGAGAAGGCCAGCUUCCUGUCGCUUCAAGUGCACGAAGGCGAGUUCAAUGUUAUCUUUCGUGCAUUGUCUGCCUUGACGUCGCCGAAUCACAUCCCACCAGAUUUCAUUUCGGCGGAAGAGUACGUGCGAACAUUUCAAGUUGUAGAAGGAUUGUGUCUGUUGCAUGUCGAUGCACCGCGGCAAUUCUGUGAUCUCGGCGGCCUAGAGCUCCUCAUUGCCGUGACGGAACAAUGUGUACAAGUCGCAACAUCGUCGAGUCGCGAAGUGUUUACCAACGCGCUGGACUUGCUAGCCAGCACCCUUGCUCAAGGUCCCGCCUAUGUCGAUAACUUUCGCGAACUCGAAGGGUUUUCAGUGCUAGUGAGCUUGGUGAAUCGCAAGUCUUUGGAUAAUGCCAUGCGCGCUACCGUCGUCAGCACUCUUGCGUUGCUUUGUGCUAGCAACAAGCCGUUGCUUGCACAAACAGUAAGACAAAGACUCGGCGACCUAAUGGGCACGGAGACAAUCGACCGCAUGCUAACAUUGACCAAGUGCGACUGGGAAGCCGGCAAGGAGCCGAGCAUCGAGGCUGCGCAAAAGUUUUUGACAACCAUCGACUAAAACAAGUUUCUGUGAGGACGCACAAGUUUCUAUUAUACAAAUAAUUAUCCAAAUUCAGAAAUAUCGC
Messenger RNA from Capsaspora owczarzaki ATCC 30864, 947 nucleotides. RefSeq lists its product as hypothetical. The record is from RefSeq and is a predicted model, not a curated record. Bases 116 to 880 code for a protein of 254 amino acids. The transcript is spliced from 6 exons. Lineage: Eukaryota; Filasterea; Ministeriida; Capsasporidae.